Messenger RNA from Struthio camelus australis, 4856 nucleotides. The record is from RefSeq and is a predicted model, not a curated record. Lineage: Eukaryota; Metazoa; Chordata; Aves; Struthioniformes; Struthionidae.
AUGUCUGAGGUCCAGGGAACGGUCGAGUUUUCUGUGGAGCUACACAAAUUCCAUAAUGUGGAUCUCUUCCAGAGAGGGUAUUACCAGAUAAGAGUCGGACUGAAAAUCCCGUCCAGGAUUCCCCACAGACUGUUUGUGACGAUUGCGGGACAGACAGGUGAUUCCAGCCUUUGCUCAGCCUGUGUUCACGAAAGCAACGUUUACAGCAGAAUAUUUCAGAUCUUGUACAGGAACGAGGAGAUCAUUCUUAAUGAAUCAAUGAACUUCAGAGUGCACCUGCUUCUGGAUGGUGAAAGGGUGGAAGACGCGUUGAGCGAGGCAGAUUUUCAGCUCAAGUUGGACCUGCACUUUACUGAUAACGAACAACAGCUGAGAGAUGUUCCAGUGAUCCCCAUGAUUAGCAGCCGUACACUGUGUCUUCACUUCCAUCCCCGGAGAGGCCUGCACCACCAUGUUCCUGUCAUGUUUGACUAUUUCCACCUGUCAGUGAUAUCCGUCACGGUACAUGCGUCACUGGUAGCAUUACACCAGCCUCUGAUCAGUUUUGCUCGUCCAGGGAAAGGAUCAUGGCUUGGUAAAGGCAACCUGGAGACAGGACCAGACCAGUCCAGUAUGUCAUUAGAGAAUCUAGUCUUUGGAGCUGGCUACUGCAAACCCACUUCUUCAGAGGGUAGCUUUUAUGUUCCUUCUGAAAACUGCAUGCAGCAUGCAUACAAAUGGCAUAAGGACCUGUGUCUUCUGCUCUUGAAUGCUCAUAGAGGGCUUCAUACGUACUGCACCCUCAUAAUGAAGGAGAUUCCUGAUUUACCACAGCUGAAGUUGGAGGAGCUAUCCGUGGAAGAGACGUUAUCUCAACUUUGUACGGAGCUUCAGCUACUGAGCAAUCCAGAGAAGAUAGCAGAACAGAUAAGCAAGGACCUUGCCUGGCUUUGCUCCCACCUCUUGGCCCUGUGGACCCAGUUCCUGGAAGUGGCAACGCUCCAUCCGGAAGUCACAGCUUAUCUGACUCAGGAACAUCACAUGCUAAGGGUAAGAAGAUUCUCAGAAGCCUUCUUCUACACUGAGCACCAGAAACUCGCUGUGCUCACAUUUCAGGAAGGCCUGAUCCAAAGUCAUGGGCAGAUUUCUACAGAAAUUCGGAGUUCGGAGUACUUCACCAGCAUGCCCCCUCUGCCAGCAGAAUGCCUCGACAUAGACGGGGACUGGAACACACUCCCAGUUAUAUUUGAAGACAGGUACAUGGAUUUGCCCUGCAAAGAUCAGAAUUUGGAUGUUUUCCCAGAUUUUGAGGUUCCUGCGAGUACCCAAAUGGAUGCAAUAGGCAACAAGGAAGAUUUUACAUCACAUGAUGCCACUGCAAUACUGAAAGGAGACUUUGGGAAAGGUACCCUGCUAAUUCACACAGAUAGAAUAAAUGGGAAUCCCUCCUGCAUAUACAGUGGUACUGAAGGUGCUGCUUAUGCAGCUAAAGGUUUAAACCAGCACUCCACAUCUCAGGUAUGUACAGUGAACAAAGAAGGCCAAAGGAAACCUGAAAAUAUUUUUCUUUCAAGUAAAGAAACUGCUUCUAAUGCAGAACCAGGCAAUACAGAAUGCACAUCAGAGGACUUUAAAACAUCUGAGGAUGUGUCAUUAAAAGACAAUAGACUUGCACCAGAUGUUACCUAUGGAGAUAUGAAACCUAGCAAUAAGGAUUCCCGCAAAAGUGAACCCGUGUUAAUUGUUAGUGCUCAGGAUGACUGCGGAGCAUGUGGAACUGAUGGCUUGGAAGACGGGACUGAAUUACAUAAAACAGCUGAAUCUAGUCAUCCCGCAAAUAAUUUCACUUCAUCCGAACUUGCACUAAACGAACUAACCAGUCUUGAAAAACCAGUAGAUCCAGACGCCAAGGCUCUAUUACCUGUUUUGAAAGCUUUGCCCACCCACAGCUUUGAAGUGAAAUUGUUGGCAAAGGAACAACGAGCUGAAGACUGUGACGAAUUUACCCUGAUGUCAGGUGUUAUAAAGAGAUCCUCAUCAAUAAUAUCUGAUUCGGGCAUUGAAAGCGAACCAAGCUCGGUAGCGUGGUCUGAUGCACGUAGCCGGGCUCUGGAGCUGCCCAGCGAUCGAGAGAUCCUGUACCACUUGGUACGGAGACAUGCCAUUCACCGAAAUUCCCUGGAGGGCGGCCACACAGAAAGCAAUACUAGCUUGCCCAGUGGGAUCCAAGCAUCACUCACGUCCAUUAGCUCUUUGCCCUUUGAGGAAGAGGAGAGGGAGGUAGAGCUCACCAAACUGACCAAAUCUGUUUCAGCUCCUCAGAUCAGUAGCCCAGAAGAGCCUGUGGAGGAGAUGGAUAUAUCCAAACACAGUGAAGCACCCCCAGGAGCUUCAGGAGGAAACUUAAAAAGUUACAUGGAAACUGAGAGUGGAGACAGACCAUUAAUUGUGAACUUUUCUGGAUGUCAGAUUGCCACUGAAAGUGGUCGACUAGAACCAGAAGGACAUCCCAAACCCUCUGCCAAACACGAUAGCAGUAACACUGAGUUACAAGGGGAAGAGGAGAAGGAAGGUUUUUCAGAGAGGUACUGUAGUUUGGAAAGAGCAAAAACACCUGUAACUCAAAAGCAGCUCAGAGAUAAUGUCUGUGAAUGCCAACCAGUAGAGAGCAAUGAUGAGUGCAGCUUAACACCAAGUGCUUGUAGUUACUUGGACGUGAAUAUAGAUAAGCUUGAUAUAUGCAUUGAGGAUCCAAAGGAUAAACCUAAGCCAGACAGUUUAAAAAUACAGCAAGACUUUUAUUCCGGUAUUAGAAUAUCAGGAGAGGAGAAUUUCUCACACGGCAUGAAGCUGGUGCCGGAUUUUUGCUAUCCUGUUCCAGCUCCCUUGGAGACCUCCACUGAGUUUGGCUCAAUGCGUGGAGAGCGUGGUCACUCUGCUGCUGAUGAAAGCCUGGCAGUAUGUACAGAAAUGCAGGGCUUACAAGAAAUUGAGCUCAACGAUUCACCCGCCUCAGCGCAGCCUGCUGCGGAAUCCUUCCAAGCUGAACUUCCUCAGGAACCCGACAACCGAGAGCAUAAACUUGUAGCUAAUGGCACUGGGUUUCAUUCGGUGACGUCGGAAGGGGUAGCGCUGGAAAGCAGAAAGGCUGUUGAUGUGGUUAACCUGUCUGUCUCUUGCACUGCCACGUGUCUUCCCUUUUCUUCCGUGCUCAAGGAGACCCCCGCUAUGGUCGGCUUCUCUUCAAAGCAGGCGGCGUUUCCCAUUACGCGCCAGCCUCUAGGCUCUUUUGGAGUUGUCUCUUCUAGUUCCAACGAGAUGGAUGAAGAGGCCAAUGAAAGGAUGCUGAAUUUUUAUCAGGCCAAAGAAAAAUUUAAAAAAGAAAUGAAGAUUGAAGGAUUUCUGUACAGUGACUUAUCUGUACUAGCUUCUGAUAUCCCGUAUUUUCCACCAGAGGAAGAGGAAGAAAAUUUGGAAGAUGGAAUUCACCUGGUUGUCUGUGUCCAUGGAUUGGAUGGUAACAGUGCAGAUCUGCGGCUGGUAAAGACGUUUAUAGAACUGGGACUCCCCGGUGGAAAACUGGACUUCCUAAUGUCCGAAAGAAAUCAGACUGAUACAUUUGCUGAUUUUGAUACAAUGACAGACCGAUUAUUGGAUGAAAUUAUUCAGCAUAUCCAGUUGUACAACCUCUCCAUAUCCCGGAUAAGUUUUAUUGGACAUUCCCUUGGUAACGUCAUCAUUCGAUCUGUACUAACUCGCCCCAGGUUUCGCUAUUACCUCAGCAAAUUACACACCUUCCUGUCCCUCUCUGGGCCUCAUCUGGGAACCCUUUACAACAACAGUACUUUGGUUAGUACAGGCCUAUGGCUCAUGCAGAAGCUGAAAAAAUCAGGGUCACUUUUGCAACUGACUUUCAGGGACAAUGCGGAUCUGCGCAAAUGUUUCCUCUAUCAGCUCAGCCAAAAAACAGGUCUUCAGUACUUUAAAAAUGUUGUGUUAGUGGCCUCACCUCAAGACAGAUAUGUACCCUUUCAUUCAGCAAGAAUAGAAAUGUGCAAAAAUGCACUUAAAGACAGACACACAGGUCCUGUCUAUGCAGAGAUGAUUAACAACCUGCUCCAGCCUUUGAUUGGGGCGAAGGACUGCACUUUAAUACGACACAACGUGUUCCACGCUCUGCCAAACACCGCCAACACGCUGAUAGGCCGGGCUGCCCACAUUGCAGUGUUGGACUCCGAACUUUUUCUGGAGAAAUUUUUCCUCGUGGCAGGACUCAACUACUUCAAAUAGUGCCUGACGUACUGGGUAACAGAGGCAAAACAUUUUGUUGAGCGGAGUAGAAUCCCUUAGCCCAAAAAGUGCGGUAUCAGAAACGAGAUCAGGUGGGACUUUCAAACUCUCUCCAUUUUCAUUUCUGUUUCAGCAAAUAAAGUGCUAUGACUUUGAGGUAUUCAAGCUUCCAAGUACUGGUGCUUUUGGAAGAAAUAAAUAUCCCUCUUCAGUUUCUAUGCUCUUUGUCCGCAUAAAGACCUAAGUCACCUCUGAAACAGAGAAUCAGAAUAAGAAGGCUAGUUCUCUAAAUGUGAUUGGACCAAUAGGAUUUCCAUUUCUCUCAAUUAUUGACCCAGGAACUUGGCUGUCCUUGAUUUAAUGUUUAUUUAUGUAUUAACAAAGCUAUACAUUCGUAGCACUUUGGGGGUGGUUAACACAAGAGGAAGUAAGUAUAUAUGAACUCAGGUUAAAACCUCCUUUGCGAUGAACUGAAAAGUCUGAAAAACAUUUGUGAAACUGUUCCAUGUAUUGAAAAAAAAAAAAAAUACUCAGAUGGUUCUGUUAUUGGUAAUCAUUUGUUACAUGUAUACAUUGAAAGUGCGGAA